This is a messenger RNA of Tupaia belangeri chinensis (Chinese tree shrew), 2457 nucleotides long. Its product is annotated as disintegrin and metalloproteinase domain-containing protein 20. NCBI's taxonomy places the organism in Eukaryota, Metazoa, Chordata, Mammalia, Scandentia, Tupaiidae. The record is from RefSeq and is a predicted model, not a curated record. Gene Ontology annotation, biological process: male gonad development; proteolysis. Gene Ontology annotation, molecular function: metalloendopeptidase activity. The transcript has a single exon. Gene Ontology annotation, cellular component: plasma membrane; external side of plasma membrane; sperm head plasma membrane. The coding region runs from base 115 to 2388 and encodes 757 amino acids.
GUGAGUGCUACUACUCAGCCUCACUCUGCUCUCCUCAAGACACCACCCUGGGAAAAGCUGAUGUUUCAGGUAUAGUCUUACCUGCAUCCCAUCUGCGUGCACUUUCUUUCAUCAAUGGCUCAGUUUCCCUGGACCAAGAGCACCCUGACAGUCGCCCUUUGGCUGUCUGUGCUCUGGGCAGUCCUGUCCCCUGUCUGCUGCUCUCAUGCCCCUCCAGGAUGGCGCUUCACUUCCUCUGAAGUUGUGAUUCCCAGGAAGGUGCCCCACAGGAUGGGUAGAUUUGAGACACCGGACCAGUUGUCCUACAGCCUGCGCUUCGGGGGCCAAAGACACGUGAUUCACAUGAACCUCAAGAAGAACUUGCUGCCCAGACACUUUCCUGUUAUUACUCAUAAUGACCAGGGAGCCAUGCAGGAGGACUAUCCCUUUGUGCCCCGAGAUUGUUACUACUACGGCUACCUGGAAGGGGUUCCUGGGUCCAUGGGCACACUGGACACCUGCUGCAAAGGCCUGUGUGGCAUGCUGCAGGUGGAUGACUUCACUUACGAAAUCAAGCCACUGGAGACUUCUUCCAAAUUUGAGCAUGUGCUUUCUCUGCUUGUGUCAGAACAGAGACCAGGUCAGGCUGAGAGAUGUAAGAAUGAUGAGGAAGACACAAAUCCAGCAUUUGAAGCGGCAAAGUUUGAUGAUACCCCUAGAGCAGGCCCUGCGUAUUUGUGGAUUGGACACAAGAAACACUACAAAAUUCACUAUACAGUUACUAAUUCGUUAGCCGCAGCGGCUGGGAGAAAUUUAACACGUAUUAUAGAAAAUAUAGUGAUUAUGAACAACAUAAUACAUACGAUUUACAAACAAGCUGAUUUAAAUAUCUUCAUUCGUGCAUUGUGCAUAUGGAAUGACAUGGAUGCAAUAAAUAUUUGGUCGGGUUCAAUAUCUCACAUUUUAGUUUAUUUUGGUUUGUGGAAAAAAGAUACACUGUUUGGGCAGAUUCCACAUGAUACUUCAGUUCUUCUUACUGGACAUAGAAUCGAUAAUUCCUUAUGUCUUUCCUUCCAUGAUGGAACAUGCAAUCCCAACUGGGGAGCCCUAUAUGUAUUUGUAGGACGCUUUCAUCUAUUCAUUGGUGCAACAGUUACAGCACACGCACUGGGUCACAGUUUGAAAAUGCGCCAUGACCAUGAAGGUUGUCUUUGUUUUCGGAGAACCAAUUGCCUCAUGGCUCCCGUGCCUGGACUUCUCGAUGUGAUGAGCAAUUGCUCUUAUGCAGCAUUACAUGAGAAGCUUAAUAACUGGGAUCCUUGCUUGAGUGCACCAAAUAUAGUUUAUAAAAAUUUUCCUUAUGUAGCUCCUCGUUGUGGAGACAAGAUAAGGAAUCAGGAUGAAGAAUGUGACUGUGGCUCUUUUAAAGAAUGUGCUGAUGACCAGUGCUGUGAGACCACUUGUGAACUCAGCCUUGGUAGUAUUUGUGAUGAGGGGUCUUGCUGCGUUAAGUGUAAAUAUGCUAGACCUGGAAUGAUCUGCAGAGACACGCUCGGUAUUUGUGAUCUACCGGAAUACUGUGAUGGGAAAUCGGAACAGUGCCCACAUGACUUUUAUAUACAGGAUGGAACCCCAUGUUCAGCAGUAGCCGUUUGUAUAGCAGGAAACUGCAGUGACCGUGAUAUGCAGUGUCAAGCUCUUUUUGGCUACAGAGUGAAAGAUGCUUCUCCAGCAUGCUAUAACAAAUUGAAUACCAUAGGUGACCGAUUUGGAAACUGUGGGGUGAAGAUGCAACGAGGGGGAAGUAAACCUUUUAAAUGUGAAGAAGACGAUGUUUUAUGUGGAUUGCUGCACUGUGACGGUAUUGAUCACAUUCCCGGUGGAGGUGAGCACACUACGUUUCACAGCAUCCUAGUACAAGAUGUUUCUGAAGUAAAGUGCUUUGGAUAUGAUGCGCACCACGGGACAGAGUUACCAGAGAUGGGCCUUGUAGUGGAUGGCGCAACAUGUGGACCAGGAAGAUACUGUUAUCGACAGAAUUGCACUUAUUAUGACGACUUGGGUUUUGACUGUGAUGUGAAGAAAUGCAAUUUCAGAGGUGUGUGUAACAACAAGAAGAACUGCCAUUGUCUGCGAGGUUGGAAGCCACCAUUGUGUGAGGAAAGAGGAUCAGGUGGUAGUGAAGAUAGUGGCUCUCCACCUGACAGAGAUGUGGGUAUUCGAGCCAAAAUACUGGUUAAUGUAAACAAGUUCCUGCUUUUUCUAUUAAUUCGUAUAGCUCUUUUUGUGUUUGAACUAAUUGUUGGUGGGCUCUUGAAAGCAAAAGAAGUUUUAGGACAAAAAAUUGAUGAGGACGAAACUACCACCACCAGCAGCAGCAGAAGCAGCAGAAGUAGCAGCUCUGAAUAACCUUAGUAAAAUAGUAAUCAGAGCCCAUGCAUAGAAGAAAUGUUAUUAAUGCUGAAAUAAAUAAGCCAC